This is a messenger RNA of Lachnellula hyalina, 1494 nucleotides long. RefSeq names its product putative methyltransferase. Bases 1 to 1494 code for a protein of 497 amino acids. Gene Ontology annotation, molecular function: methyltransferase activity. The transcript is spliced from 2 exons. The record is from RefSeq and is a predicted model, not a curated record. Lineage: Eukaryota; Fungi; Ascomycota; Leotiomycetes; Helotiales; Lachnaceae.
AUGGAAAAGCAAAAUCCUCUGGAGGACUCGGGAAUACGCCCCAUUGCCGAAGCGCACCACGCCGAUGUUUCACAUGAGCACCCUAGAGUUGAAGCAACUCAAGAAGAUACAGAGAUGGCCCUAGAUGAUAAAACUGACCAGACCGAGGGUCACCAAACGACGACUUCUCAGAUUCAAGCGCAUUCAGACACCCAAGCCACCAAAGCUGGAACCUCAUAUUUACCUUCUGAAGCCGCGGCCGAGCCAUACCAAGCUAAGACUUCAAAUUUACCCCAGCCAGUUUCGCAACAUGAAAACCCUGAUGUCGAUAUGGUCGCGGCCGAAGUCAGUCAAACGGAAAUUCAAAGGAACCCAUCACCUGUCGAGGCAUAUGUAGGCAGUGUCUCUAAUGUGCAGAACCCCAACCCCGAAGUUGAUGAUGGCUAUUAUCCCACAUCCCUGCGCAUAGACUCAGAGAGCAGCGAUACGGACUCGGCUCUCGGCUCUGAUGUUCAAUCUUCCACCGUGUCUUUGAGGGAGAGCCUUUACGAGUCAGUUGAGGAGAACGGACGAGCGUACCAUAAGUACAAGGAAGGAGUAUACUACCUGCCUAAUGAUGAUGUGGAGCAGGAUAGAUUAAAUCUUCAACACCACCUUUGGACUCUUACACUUGAUGGAAGGCUUCACCUCGCACCUAUUUCGAAUCCACAGCGUGUCUUAGACAUAGGUACCGGCACGGGACUUUGGGCACUGGAAUAUGCAGAGAGAAACCCCUCCGCAACGGUCAUAGGAACAGGUACUUUCCCAUCUCUUCCCCAGUAUCAGUCUACUUACCUGCCUUCAGAUCUCAGUGCAAUUCAACCAGAAUACGUGCCACCAAACUGCCAAUUCGAAAUCGACGACGCAGAAGAUGAGUGGAGCUGGAGCCAGAAAUUUGAUUUCAUCCACGGCCGUAUGCUUUUUACCUGCUUUAAAAACCCCGCGGAAAUUUUCCACCAAGCAUUCGCCUCCCUAAAACCAGGCGGGUACAUGGAGAUGCAAGACGUGCUAUUUGACUACCUCUCUAUUGACGACACGCACGUGGGAUCCUGUAUCAAAGCAUGGAACAGUAAGCUGCACGAGGGCGCUCGCCGUAUUGGGCGGGAUUGGCGCUGUACUAAAGAUUAUGCGCGGUGGAUGCAAGAAGCUGGGUUUGAAGGUGUGGUGGAAAGACGAUUUGCAUGGCCAAGCAAUACUUGGCCGAAGGGACGCAAGCAGAAGCUACUGGGGUUAUGGAGUAUGAGUAAUUUCCUAGAAGGUUUACCCGCGAUUUCAAUGGCGAUUAUGACGCGGGCGCAUGGGAUGACUAGGGAGGAGGUGGAGGUGGGGAUGGUGGAUGUGAGAAAAGAUAUCAAGAGUAAGGCGAUUCAUGCGUAUGUUCCGGUAUAUGUUGUUUACGGGCGGAAGCCAAUGCCUUCGCCGCUGCCCUGGCAGAAUCCCUCGCCACCCUCUGAUCCUGAAGCCACAGUUACAUAA